UCUAGUUCUAGUUCUAGUUCUAGUUCUAGUUCUAGUUCUAGUUCUAGUUCUAGUUCUAGUUCUAGUUCUUGUUCUAGUUCUUGUUCUAGUUCUAGUUCUAGUUCUAGUUCUAGUUCUAGUUCUAGUUCAAGUUCUAGUUCUGGCUGUAGUUCUAGUUCUUGUUCUUGUUCUUGUUCUAGUUCUAGUUCUAGUUCUAGUUCUAGUUCUAGUUCCAGUUCUAGUUCAAGAUAUUGUUCUAGUUCUAUUUCAUGUUCUAGUUCUAGUUCUAGUUCUAGUUCUAGUUCUAGUUCUUAUUCUAGUUCUUGUUCUUGUUCUAGUUCUAGUUCUAGUUCCAGUUCUAGUUCAAGAUCUUGUUCUAGUUCUAUUUCAUGUUCUAGUUCUAGUUCUAGUUCUAGUUUUAGUUCUAGUACUAGUUCUAGUUCUAGUUCUAGUGCUAGUUCUAGUACUAGUUCUAGUUCUAGUUCUAGUUCUAGUUCUAGUUCUAGUUCUAGUUCUAGUUCUAGUUCUUAUUCUAGUUCUAGUUCUAGUUCUAGUUCCAGUUCUAGCUCUAGUUCUAGUUCUAGUUCUAGUUCUAGUUCUAGUUCUAGUUCUAAUUCUAGUUCUAGUUCUAGUUCUAGUUCUAGUUCUAAUUCUAGUUCUAGUUCUAGUUCUAGUUCUAGUUCUUGUUCUAGUUCUAGUGCUAGUUCUAGUUCUAGUUCUUGUUCUAGUUCUAGUUCUAGUUCUAGAUCUAGUUCUAGUUCUAGUUCUAGUUCUAGUUCUAGUUCUAGUUCUAGUUCUAGUUCUAGUUCUAGUUCUAGUUCUAGUUCUAGUUCUAGUUCUAGUUCUAGUUCUAGUUCUAGUUCUAGUUCUAGUUCUAGUUCAAGUUCUAGUUCCAGUUCUAGUUCUAGUUCUAGUUCUAGUUCUAGUUCUAGUUCUAGUUCUAGUUCCAGUAUUAGUUCUAGUUCUAGUUCUAGUUCUAGUUCUUGUUCUUGUUCUAGUUCUAGUUCUAGUUCUAGUUCUAGUUCUAGUUCUAGUUCUAGUUCUAGUUCUAUUUCAUGUUCUAGUUCUAGUUCUAGUUCCAGUAUUAGUUCUAGUUCUAGUUCUAGUUCUAGUUCCAGUUCUAGCUCUAGUUCUAGUUCUAGUUCUAGUUCUAGUUCUAGUUCUAAUUCUAGUUCUAGUUCUAGUUCUAGUUCUAGUUCUAGUUCUUAUUCUAGUUCUAGUUCUAGUUCUAGUUCUUGUUCUAGUUCUAGUGCUAGUUCUAGUUCUAGUUCUUGUUCUUGUUCUAGUUCUAGUUCUAGUUCUAGUUCUAGUUCUAGUUCUAGUUCAAGUUCUAGUUCUAGUUCUAGUUCUAGUUCUAGUUCUAGUUCUAGUUCUAGUUCUAGUUCUAGUUCUAGUUCUAGUUCAAGUUCUAGUUCCAGUUCUAGUUCUAGUUCUAGUUCUAGUUCUAGUUCUAGUUCUAGUUCCAGUAUUAGUUCUAGUUCUAGUUCUAGUUCUAGUUCUUGUUCUAGUUCUAGUUCUAGUUCUAGUUCUAGUUCUUAUUCUAGUUCUAGUUCUAGUUCUAGUUCUUGUUCUAGUUCUAGUGCUAGUUCUAGUUCUAGUUCUUGUUCUUGUUCUAGUUCUAGUUCUAGUUCUAGUUCUAGUUCUAGUUCUAGUUCAAGUUCUAGUUCUAGUUCUAGUUCUAGUUCUAGUUCUAGUUCUAGUUCUAGUUCUAGUUCUAUUUCAUGUUCUAGUUCUAGUUCUAGUUCCAGUAUUAGUUCUAGUUCUAGUUCUAGUUCUAGUUCCAGUUCUAGCUCUAGUUCUAGUUCUAGUUCUAGUUCUAGUUCUAGUUCUAAUUCUAGUUCUAGUUCUAGUUCUAGUUCUAGUUCUAGUUCUUAUUCUAGUUCUAGUUCUCACGUGACCUUCCAGAAGGAUUGCAAGGGUUCUUUUUCUGCUACAAAUUCAAACGGGGCAACAUCAAGAAGACCACCAUCAAACCGACAGGUGCUGGACAGACAAGUCCGAGACGACACCAGCCCAGACCAGACCAGACCAGACCAUUCUUACUCCUCCAAAGUGGCCCCAUGUGAUCCAAACGGUCAUCCAAACAGUCAGCUUCUUCUGGCAGCCGGGAAAAGGGCCAUGGCAUUAUCGGAUAAGCCGAUUACGGUGUCUGUGUCACAUGCACCAACAGCUGAACUCCCGAUGUGCUAG
Messenger RNA from Uranotaenia lowii, 2169 nucleotides. RefSeq lists its product as uncharacterized. The annotation marks the transcript as partial. NCBI's taxonomy places the organism in Eukaryota, Metazoa, Arthropoda, Insecta, Diptera, Culicidae. The transcript is spliced from 3 exons. The record is from RefSeq and is a predicted model, not a curated record.